GCUUCCACUCCAAUCUUGUGCCCUGACAUUCAGACCUAGCAUGUGAAGAAUCCAGGUCAAACUCUCCUGUGUCUUCCACAGUACCUUAAGGCAGAAGAUAAGGUUUUAUCUUAUCAUGAAAGUAUUAUCUGAAGGACAAUUAAGGUUUUGUGUUGUUCAACCAAUACAUCUCACAUCAUGGCUGCUCAUAUUCUUUAUUCUGAAGUCUAUCUCUUCUCUAAAACCUGCCCGACUUCCAAUAUAUCAAAGGAAACCUUUUAUAGCUGCUUGGAAUGCUCCAACGGAUCAGUGUUUGAUAAAAUACAAUAUAAGACUAAAUUUGAAAAUAUUUCAGGUGAUUGGAAGCCCACUGGCCAAGGCCAGGGGACAAAAUGUCACCAUAUUUUAUGUCAACAGAUUGGGAUACUAUCCAUGGUAUACAUCACAGGGGGUUCCCAUUAAUGGGGGUCUCCCUCAGAACAUAAGUUUGCAAGUACAUCUAGAGAAAGCUGACCAAGAUAUUAAUUAUUACAUCCCUGCUGAAGAUUUCAGUGGACUUGCUGUUAUCGACUGGGAAUAUUGGCGACCCCAGUGGGCCCGUAACUGGAACACAAAAGACAUCUACAGACAGAAGUCAAGAAAGCUGAUUUCUGAUAUGCAAGAGAAUGUAUCAACUACUGAUAUUGAAUAUUUAGCCAAAGCAACAUUUGAAGAAAGUGCAAAAGCUUUCAUGAAGGAAACCAUCGAAUUGGGAAUGAAGAGUAGACCCAAGGGCCUAUGGGGUUAUUAUUUAUAUCCUGAUUGCCACAAUUAUAAUGUUUAUGCCCCGAAUUAUACUGGGUCAUGCCCGGAAGAGGAAGUGUUGAGAAACAAUGAGCUCUCUUGGCUCUGGAAUAGCAGUGCUGCUUUGUAUCCUUCUAUUGGUGUCAGAAAAUCUCUCGGAGACAACGAAAACAUUUUGCGCUUCUCGCAAUUUCGGGUGCACGAAUCCAUGAGGAUCUCCACCAUGACAUCCCACGAUUACUCUCUGCCUGUGUUCGUUUACACAAGGCUAGGCUACAGGGAGGAACCUUUAUUUUUUCUUUCUAAGCAAGAUCUAAUCAGUACUAUCGGAGAAAGUGCUGCCUUGGGAGCUGCGGGCAUUGUUAUCUGGGGGGACAUGAACUUAACUUCAUCUGAGGGUAACUGUACAAAGGUGAAGCAGUAUGUGAGCUCUGACUUAGGGAGCUACAUAGUCAACGUGACCAGAGCUGCUGAGGUAUGCAGCCUUCACCUCUGCCAGAGUAACGGGAGAUGCAUAAGGAAGAUAUGGAACUCUCCGGAUUACCUUCACUUGAACCCUGCAAAUUACCACAUAGAAGCCUCCGAGGAUGGAGAAUUUACCGUGAAAGGAAAAGCAUCUGAUACAGACCUGGAAGUGAUGGAGGAGAAAUUCUCCUGUCACUGUUAUCAGGGAUACGAAGGAGCUGACUGCAGAGAAACGAAGACGCUGGAUGGCUGCUCUGGGGUUUUCUCUUUUUCUGGCUCACUGAUAACACUAUGCCUGCUGGUUUUAGCAGGUUAUCAAAGCAGUUGGUUGCGAGAUAAUUGAGUUUAAAGGGAAUUGUAUGGCCUGUAAUCACUUAGAGAAGAGAGGAAACUUAGGACAGUUUUUUUUCUCUUAUGAAAUCCAUUGAGAAGUAUCAUAAGUAGACAUUAUGUAUGUCACUUAACAUAAACAGGAACAUACUGCUUUAUUUGACUCCGAUUUGCCUGAGAAACCAGAUCCAGGAAUAAAAUCAGUGCACUCUUCUUCAUUA
This is a messenger RNA of Leopardus geoffroyi (Geoffroy's cat), 1778 nucleotides long. RefSeq names its product hyaluronidase-4. The transcript is spliced from 4 exons. The record is from RefSeq and is a predicted model, not a curated record. Bases 116 to 1570 code for a protein of 484 amino acids. NCBI's taxonomy places the organism in Eukaryota, Metazoa, Chordata, Mammalia, Carnivora, Felidae. Gene Ontology annotation, molecular function: hyalurononglucosaminidase activity. Gene Ontology annotation, biological process: hyaluronan catabolic process; carbohydrate metabolic process.